AUGACCAGCGCAGCGGUGUUUGGCUCAACAGGAGCCGUCGGCUCCCAGAUCCUCGCGGCACUUUUGGCCGCCGACUAUGUCGCGUCCGUGAAGACGAUAUCCAGAAGACUACCAAAUGCUUCGUCGCCCAAACUUGAAGCAAUCCAGGAGAGCGACACUACAAAAUGGGGAUCCACUAUCUCCACUCUUCUGCCCAGACCCUCGGUAGUUUUCAACGCAGUCGGCACCACUCGGGCAGCAGCGGGCGGUAUCGAGAACCAGUGGAAAAUCGACCACGACUUGUGCAUCGAGAAUGCCAAAGCAGCAAAGGAGGCGGGAGUGGCCACAUAUGUUUUCAUUUCGAGUUCAGGCACGGCUGGCUUUCCGUCUCGCUACCUGCCCUACUCCAAGAUGAAGAAUGGUGUCGUGAACGCUAUUAAAGAACUCGAUUUCGACCAAGCGAUUGUCCUGCGACCGGGGUUGAUUAUCGGGAGGGAGAAGCCAAAAGCCCCCUUUUUUGAGAAGCUUGGAGAAGGUUUGAAGACCGUUUUUGGACAAGGUGUCCAAGACAAGAUAGCCCAGGAUCAAGAGGUCAUCGGAAGAGCAGCGGUAGCGGCAGCUCGUAUGGCCGAGGAGGGGAAAGCGCCUUCGAAAUUUUGGGUUCUUGAACAGUCUGAUAUAGUGAAGCUGGGCAGGGACAAGUGGGGGGUCUUGAACAAGCUCUUGAUUCACCUUGCCAUGAGGGCCUUGUUCUGUAAGAUAAGGAGAUAA
Messenger RNA from Penicillium chermesinum, 750 nucleotides. RefSeq lists its product as uncharacterized. The coding region runs from base 1 to 750 and encodes 249 amino acids. The record is from RefSeq and is a predicted model, not a curated record. The transcript has 2 exons. NCBI's taxonomy places the organism in Eukaryota, Fungi, Ascomycota, Eurotiomycetes, Eurotiales, Aspergillaceae. Gene Ontology annotation, biological process: import into nucleus. Gene Ontology annotation, cellular component: cytoplasm.